UUUAUUUCUCUCUCUCCCUCUCCCUUUCCCUUUAAUCCUCUUACAUUGAGCCAUAGUAGGUGGGGCAAGUCUGUCUGCGUAUUUAGAGUUUGGUUUAUUUGGAGUGGAGCAAUGCAGGCAGACACCGUGAAUAUACAGCAGAACAGAGUAAUGAUGAUUUUGUGCAAAGCUUUGGAUGUGUUGGUCUGUGGAGAGUGACAGAUGUCAUGCCUCAUCUAAGUUGCUCAGAAGCUGUGCUGCUACUCUUCAUCUUUGCACAAGUCACUGCAGGCUUAAAAUGUGUUUGUCAGCUGUGUGUGAACCAGACCUGUGAGACAGAUGCAGAUGGUGCAUGCUGGAACUCUGUGAUGCUCAUUAAUGGCAAGGAGGAAGCUGUCAAGUCCUGCCUGUCUCCAUCAGAGCUGAAGGGUCAGAUGUUCUGUUACAGCUCCAGAAAUGUCUCCAAACGCAACUGCUGCUUCACAGAUUUCUGCAACAAUGAGACUCUCCAUCUCAGUCUAGAGCCGUCAUCUGAGGGCUUUGGCUGGAGUCAACUAGAACUGGCAGCAAUAAUUCUUGUGCCAUCGUGCCUGUUGUGUGUGGUCGUUGUUCUGGUAGUUUUUGGCGUUCAGAACCUGCACUGCGCACACAUUAAAGCCCGCAGGCAAGACCCAGAAGAACCCCUAGAUGACCAGACUCUGGUGUCACCUGAGAAAUGCCUAAAGGAACUCAUCUUUGACAUGAGCACCUCCGGCUCUGGGUCAGGAUUGCCCCUGUUGGUACAAAGAACAAUUGCUCGGACUAUCGUGCUUCAGGAAAGCAUUGGGAAGGGCCGCUUCGGGGAAGUGUGGAGGGGCAAGUGGCGGGGGGAGGACGUUGCUGUGAAGAUCUUUUCCUCACGAGAUGAGCGCUCCUGGUUCCGUGAAGCUGAGAUUUAUCAGACCAUCAUGUUGCGACAUGAGAAUAUUUUGGGAUUUAUCGCUGCUGAUAACAAAGAUAAUGGCUCCUGGACACAGCUGUGGUUGGUGUCAGAGUACCAUGAGCAUGGGUCGCUCUUUGAUUACCUGAACAGAUACACAGUAUCAGUGGAGGGGAUGAUAGUUCUGGCACUGUCCAUUGCAAGUGGCAUUGCCCACCUACACAUGGAGAUCAUCGGCACACAAGGAAAGCCUGCCAUCGCCCACAGAGACAUAAAAUCAAAAAACAUCCUGGUAAAGAAGAAUGGAACAGCUGUAAUUGCUGAUCUUGGUCUGGCUGUAAAACAUGACUCCAGCACCAACACCAUCGACAUUCCCAUCAACCACAGGGUGGGCACGAAGAGGUACAUGGCACCUGAGAUUCUUGAUGACUCCAUAAACAUGAGCAGCUUUGAGUCAUUUAAGCGAGCCGAUAUCUACUCAAUGGGACUGGUGCUCUGGGAACUUGCCCGCAGAUGUUCUGUCCGAGCAUACGUCUGCCCAUACCAUAACAACACCAGGAUCAUGGGCCGCUCCGUCCACAACGUUGACAUCAGCAAACCGCUUACCCACACAAUGUCAUACAUGGUGUCUGCCAUCUUUGCCUGGUACAGUGACAAGCAGGAAUCCAUUUAUGAAGAGAACACCUUUCCAAAGUGCCAGAUACCAUCGAAUGUGAGCAUUUAUCCACUCAAGUCAGUUACAAGGAAACGCCUUUGGAGACGGCUAAUGGUAGAGAAAUGAAGAUUUAUUUCACAGGCAACAGCUCUGGUGGACAUUCCUGCAGUCAGCAUGCCAAUUGCAUGCCCCCUCAAAACCUGCAACAUCUGUGGCCUUGUGCUGUAUGAUUAAACUGCACAUUUUAGAGUGGCCUUUUAUUGGGGCCAGCCUAAGGCACACCUGUGCUGUCAAAAUAGCAUCUUGAUAUGCCACAACUGUGAGGUAAAUGGAUUAUCUCAUAAAAAUGGGGGCACAAACAAAAGUGUGGCAUUGUGUUUGUUUUACAAAAAUAACUGUAGAACAUGUUUUGAAAAUAUGUAAGGCAUAUGAAACAGAGGGAUUUAAAGGAAGAAUUUCAAGCAAUAGGAUGCAAGGAACUUACUAUAGCCAACUUAUUAAACGACGAUCCAAAAUCAGGAAGUCAAAUGUAUGCAGUUUUGAGAUUUAUUAGGAAUAGUGGGUUAUAUAAUAGGAUAUAGAAGAUGUAGAUCAUUCCUUUCACACUCCAUCACAGUAGGUGGCGGUAUUUAUUGAAAGAAAGAGAUGAACUUUAAUUGCUUAGUGGAACAUUGCUGCAAAUAAAAUGAUUGAAAUCAAACAAGAUCUGCACAUAUUAAACAUUAUAUUUUUUUAAAGCACAUCGUUAAAAAAUUUAGUCUAUCCCACAAUACAUGUUGAAUUUGGAAUGUUCUUUGUAUUAAAGGGACACUUCACCCAUUUGCAUUAAGCUUUGUAUAGUUAGAACCCCAGUCAUGGUUUUGAAUGGUUGUGCAUCAUUUCCUCAGUUGCCGCUGAGACAGGAGAAAUACAGAUUUUAGUGUUGCACUUCCUUCUUUCAAUGAUGUAAAAAUCGUCAUUUUGCAUCAUCGAAAGCAGGAAGUCCAAUAUCUUUGUUGAGGGGGUGAGACUACAAACACCCCUUUCAUCUGUCAAAUAGGCACCAAAUUCGAAAUGUAUGUUACAUUUCAACUACAAAUAUGACGCACUUUCAAUAAAGUUUAAUGUUUCUACGGGUGAAAUGCUCCUUUAAUUGUGCGCAUUGCGCAGGUUGCUCUUGUAUAAGAGGAGAUGGUUGCAACAGACUUUUUGUAUUAUCUUACUAUUAUAAAGCUGUGAUCUAAUCUUGUUUACAUGAAAUAAUGACAGCAAUUUCAGGAUCAUCUUCAAGGAGAAAGAACCAAACAAUCCAAGACCAUGCCAAAUCAUCAACAAUCAAAUCCAACUAAACGAGUAAUCCAUGUACAAAGAACGGGCCCCAGAAUAAUAAUGGUUAAAUUCAGUGAAAUCCAUCAUACUUUGUGAAAAGAGAGAAUACGUGAUUGUGACUGAAGCAUGGUGCAAGCACAAUACCGUAUUUUUUUACCCAACUGUAAAGUCACAGCACUUUUAUGUACUGUUAUUAAUUUCACUUUAUUAACUUAAAGUGUUAAAACGGAUAUAAUAAUUGAUAGAAGUUUAUGACAAUAUGUAUAAAGAAUAUGGAUUUUAAAGGUCCAAUAGACCCCUUCACGGUUCACGUCACAGGCGGUUCCCAUUGCGCAUGUCGGGGUCAGAAAAGUCAUUACAGCAGAUUGAGUUGCGUAUUAUUCGGUAUCAUCAAAAAUGCCUACUUACGUCGUGAGCUGUGAAAAUCGCACCAGGUCUUCCGUUA
Messenger RNA from Misgurnus anguillicaudatus (oriental weatherfish), 3306 nucleotides. RefSeq names its product activin A receptor type 1C (gene acvr1c). The record is from RefSeq and is a predicted model, not a curated record. NCBI's taxonomy places the organism in Eukaryota, Metazoa, Chordata, Actinopteri, Cypriniformes, Cobitidae. Gene Ontology annotation, cellular component: signaling receptor complex; plasma membrane. Gene Ontology annotation, molecular function: transmembrane receptor protein serine/threonine kinase activity; ATP binding. Gene Ontology annotation, biological process: cellular response to growth factor stimulus; protein phosphorylation; cell surface receptor protein serine/threonine kinase signaling pathway.